Messenger RNA from Phalaenopsis equestris, 1619 nucleotides. RefSeq names its product WAT1-related protein At4g19185-like. The coding region runs from base 328 to 1506 and encodes 392 amino acids. Gene Ontology annotation, cellular component: plasma membrane. The transcript has 8 exons. The record is from RefSeq and is a predicted model, not a curated record. Gene Ontology annotation, molecular function: transmembrane transporter activity. Lineage: Eukaryota; Viridiplantae; Streptophyta; Magnoliopsida; Asparagales; Orchidaceae.
UGAGGUCACCAUAAUAUAAUCAAUUGAUUAAUUAGCAGAGCACGUAAGGAAGAUUCAAUAUAAAUAUCCGGUCCGAUAUUGCUGAAGCAGUUUAAUAAGUUGAUUGACAUACUUGCCGAAUUCAUGUUGCCCUGGGCUGCUGAAGUUGUCAUCGCCGUUUGCUAUCUAAGGAGGGGAGAGGAGGAAAAAUUAAGGAGACGGUGUUUCUCGUAUAGGAGUAUCAAGUGAACGGCAGCACACUUCGAGGCAAUACCUAAGCCGAUCUCGAUCGUCUUCUCUCUUGGUCCUCUUCCUCUUUAAGGAGAGGGAAUAGUGAGUGUGUCCAAGAUGGUUGUAGUUGGUCACGGGGGCAGUGAGGUGCCCAGGGCCCACAUGGCGAUGGCGACGGUGCAGGUGAUCGCCGCUGGCUAUCACGUUAUCGCGAAGCUUGCGCUUAACGUUGGAAUUAACCAGGUGGUCUUCUGCGUCUUCCGCGAUCUCCUCGCACUUUCCAUCCUCGCUCCCAUUGCUUUCUUCCGAGACAGAAAGGUUCGAGCUCCAAUAACAUCCCGUCUUCUUCUAUCAUUUUUCAUUUUAGGAUUGACAGGGAUUUUUGGUAACCAGCUUUUAUUUCUUAUGGGCCUUAGCUACACAAAUCCAACAUAUGCUGCAGCUAUUCAACCUGCAAUACCAGUGUUUACAUUUAUUUUGGCUGCAAUCAUGGGCACUGAAUCGGUUAACUUCCGCGUGUUGGAAGGUCAACUAAAGAUUAUAGGCACACUUGUAUGCGUGUUAGGGGCUGUACUCAUGGUUUUGUACAGGGGUCCAGCUAUAUUUGGAAAAAGUGGCUUUGAUUUGAUCGCCUAUAAUGAAAUAAGUGCCAGGUCUCAGCCUGAACCGUCUGGAUGGUUACUAUCUUCUUUGAAUGAAUUCGGGGUUGAACAAUGGCACAUUGGUGUCAUAUGUUUAAUUGGAAAUUGUUUGUGUAUGGCUAUUUAUCUUUCUUUACAGGCUCCAGUUUUGGCAAAGUUUCCUGCCAGCUUGUCUGUGACAGCAUACUCUUAUUUCUUUGGUGCUUCCUUGAUGUUGUUAACAGGAAUUUUCACAACAACCGAUUCAGUCGAUUGGAUGUUGAUAGAGUCUGAAAUUAUUGCAGUUCUUUAUGCGGGAAUUAUUGCAUCUGCUCUGAAUUACUGGUUAUUGACAUGGUCCAAUAAAAUAAUUGGCCCUGCCCUGGUUGCUCUUUACAAUCCUCUUCAACCAGCUGUCUCAGCAUUGUUAUCAACUCUAUUUCUUGGCAGUCCCAUUUACGCCGGAAGUAUUAUUGGAGGGCUUUUAAUCAUCUCUGGUUUAUACUUAGUGACGUGGGCUCGAUACAGAGAGAGUCAGGUAGCUGCCGGAACAUCGUAUGCAAAAUUUGUUUCCGAUUUUCUUCAUGAUAGGCUACCUCUUGUAACACGAGGGAUUGCCUUCUCAACUUCAUCCAAGGCAUCGGCUAGAUCUUUGAGUGAACCACAUGAAUCUUGAAUGUUUGUGAUUUCAAGGAAUGAUAUGUUAAUUGCUUAAUUUUAAUUGAGGAGAGAGGAAUCUUCAUCAGUAUUGAACAAUUAGUAACUCUGGAAAAAAAAUUGAAAAAUUCA